Chondrus crispus (carragheen) is the source of this 1632-nucleotide messenger RNA. Its product is annotated as DNA Polymerase Iota. Gene Ontology annotation, biological process: DNA repair. The record is from RefSeq and is a predicted model, not a curated record. The coding region runs from base 1 to 1632 and encodes 543 amino acids. Lineage: Eukaryota; Rhodophyta; Florideophyceae; Gigartinales; Gigartinaceae. The transcript has a single exon. Gene Ontology annotation, molecular function: damaged DNA binding.
AUGUCUGCGGCGAGAAAGAGACCUCGCGCGUCGCAGUCUCGUGCCAUCCUCGCAUUAGACCUUGAUUGCUUUUACGCCCAGGUAGCAAUCCGCUCCCGCCCGCAUCUCGCAAAUCGGCCAGUGGUCAUCUUGCAGAAGCACUUGUGCGUCACCAGCAAUUACGUAGCUCGCCGCCUCGCUCAUGGGGCAGUCCAAAAGAUGACCCCUGUGUCCACCGCUCUCAAGGCAUGCCCGGACAUCGUUUGCAUUGAUGGCUCGGACCUAACCCCUUUCCGUGAGGCAAACGCCGAGGUCCUCGCAGUCAUCCGGGCGUGGCUUCACGCCAAGGUUACCGAGCUCGGCGUAGGAAGUUUUCCCAUCCCCUGUCAGAAGCUCGGUUUUGACGAGGUCUUUAUCGACGUCUCCCGGCUAGUCGCAGAGCAAGUCACAGCAGGCGGAAGGCCAUGGGAGUUCCAGGGGCAUAUCUUUGGGCGAACCGACGACGACGCUAGUAGGCGAGCAUUAAUGGUAGCUUCUCAACUAGCUUCAGAGUUGCGAAAAGAAAUCACGCUCAGAACAAAGCUAACGCUUUGUGCUGGCAUCAGCGAAAGCAAAUUGCUCGCAAAACUUGCUGUGAACAUGAACAAACCAAAUGACCAAACAAUCUUUCUUUCAGGAGAUGCGGCACAGUACAUAGCUGGGCGCCAUCCAAGAAGUCUCCCGGGUUUUGGCUAUGCCGUGGAAGGGAAAAUAUCUGCCUGGGCGAAACGGAACGGCAAAGAGGACAUUAAAACCGCCGCAGAUGUUGUACAAUGGUUCGGUGAUGGGAAGAAGGGGUUCGCGUCCCUCGCCAAAGUUCUUGACAAUGACGAUCAAGCGCGAAAGAUUCUGGAACUAUGCCAAGGGACUGACACCUCACCAGUCAUCGAGUCCGGCGACGCUCCAAAGUCGCUCACUUCCAUGGAUUCAUUCCGCUCUUGUACCAAGAUCGAAGAUGCAGAGCGACGAGUCACUAUCCGUGCUAAGGAUAUGGUCACCCGGUUACGUCGAGAUUGGGAGCUGUACGGGCGCCGACCGAAGACUUUGACGGUAGGGUUUAGAUUCAGAGGGGACGGGUAUCAUGCGACAAUGCGGGCAAUCCCUAUGCCACAAGAAAUCGUUUCCCUGUGCUCGUCGAAGGGUGCAGAUGCUGCAGACCGAUCUAUUAUCGCUCUUUCUAGAGCUGCACUAUUCGUGUUGAAGGAUCAUGCCGGUGUUUCGGCAUCUUCAACUUUUGAUAUGACCUUAAUUUCUAUUGGGGCAAGUGCUUUUACAGAAAACAAAACAGAGAAGAAUGCAACCUCGACGAAGAAAGAAACGGUCGCUUCUUUCUUCGCACCUAAAGAAGGCAAAGGAAUGUCAUCGGUAUGCAGACCACCGAAUGGCCGUUUAUUGCAAAACAGAUCAUCGCCAAAUCCACGACGGCCACUAUCCCCGAACGCUUCCUUCUCUCGUUGCCCAAUUUGCAAUGAAGUGUUAUCCUCUCUCCUAGCAAAAGCAAGCUUGCACGUAGAUCAAUGCUUGAGACGCUCUGAGACUGUGUCGCCGGCCAGGAAACGCUCGAAAACGGCAUCAAACACAUUCCGGGUUGACACCUUUUUCCAGAGAAAGUAA